UCACAUCAAGGGGGGAAGAAAAGAGGACAGAGGGUCCCAGGGCAGGUCCUAAAAAAACUGGAACAGUGACAGACUGUCUCUCCACACCAGUCGGCGCACCUCACUAGGAUUUAACUUUGCACUACAGUAUCACACAUCACCACACCCUUGUGGAUUGAUUGGCUCAAAGUUUUCCCCGGCACCGCCUUCAGCAAAGCGGAUCCGCCCUUUCCCAGCGCUCCCCAGCCUGUAGCUGCCAAGCCAGCUGGCACUUUGAACUGAUAUUCUGACCCAUUACUGUAUACUAGAAACUUUGACCUUUAAAUUAAAAGUGAGUCACUCUUUUACUUUAUUACUUAGUGAGGUGAUCUCAAUCCAAAGAACACUAUGCGGACCAUGGACAAACUCUCAGGGACCUCUCACUGUGGAAGUCCAGCCUGCAGUCUGUGAUUUAACCUUCUUCUUCUUCUUCUUCUUUUUCUUCUGCAUUAUGCAAAACUGCAGCAGCAGCAGCAGCAGAUGAAGUUUUUGAGUUGUUUUUAUGAGUUGGUGAAACUGUUGGAGGAAAUUUGUUGACCGAGCUUCCUUUUUGCCGGGUCUCCUCACCUGAUUUUGCACGCCACUCCCAGCCGGUGUAAAAAGCCUCUCCGCGGCCCCUGCGGCGGUCAGGAUGGGCUCCCUAGUGUGGACACCGGGGACUCUGCCUGCGUGGAAAGCCACGAUCUUCCUCUUUAACAUAAUCUCAGCUGCUGUGGCCAAAAGACACGUCGUGUAUUGGAAUUCAACGAACACAAGGUUAACAGCAGGAGAUCUGUCCAUCCAGGUGACUCUGAAUGACUACCUGGACAUUUAUUGCCCACACUACCCCAAUAAGGAGACUCUUGGCCCCGGGCAGCCAGAGACGCUGGCUCUUUACCUGGUGGGAGAGGCCUCUUUCCAGGGCUGUGUGGAGACCACAGGGGCCAUUAAGAGGUGGGAGUGUAACACCCCCUAUGCUCCCUUUGGACCAGUGCGUUUCUCUGAAAAGAUCCAAAGGUUCACCCCGUUCUCGCUGGGAUUUGAGUUUCUGCCAGGGCGCCACUACUACUACAGCUCUCUACCCGCAGAUGAAGGCCCUCCUCUGCCAUGUAUGAAGUUGCGUGUCACCGUGUGCUGUGAGCCCACAUCAGAAGGUUCAAAACAAAUACAAGAAACUGUGUCUAGAAGCAGUGAUUGCUCGCUGACGACAGCUUCGCCUCCGCUCCUCCUCAUCCUCAUCUUCAUCCUGCUGACCACCUGAUGUCCUCAUCCGUCCUCGUGGCUGACCUUGUACCCAUUCUCCAUCGGAUCGGGAGAUGAUUCUCAGAUGUUCAAGUACACAAUGCAAUCUACUCUCAGACAGUGAAUGACACAAUUCAAUCUAUGCUAAGCUAUCGCAAAUGACACAUGUUACCUUGUGGCCGUUUACCUGUGAAAUUCCAGAAAGAAUCAGGUGUCUUCUCCAAAACAGGGCCACAGUGACUCAGGGACUGGCACUCCGAACCACAGUGAUUCAUUUCUUGUUAUUUUCCUCUCCCACCUGUUGUGUAAGUAGUAACGCAGAAUAUUACACAUAGAGCUAGUCAUAAGACUCAUAUCCCACUCUGAUGCCAGAAGAACAAUGAGUCUGUCAGGACAAAGUUUCCCCUCUUUCUCAUCUCUGUUUCUCAUUUUCUCCGUGUUGUGUUGGAUUUACUUCUUUUUGAGAACCUGUCUCAAGUUGAAAAGUGACCAAAUAAACACGUACUACUGUACUGAGUGUCUGGAGGUUGAGGUCGGUUAGUUAGCUGGACACAUUUUAAACUGCCUUAUUUGCAUCUGAAUAAGAUUAUGAUGUAUUAAAAAUAAUAAUUGUUUUUGUUGUUGUAAACUUUUCUAAUUAAUCAGAUUUGGGCAUUUUAGGAGGAAAUGGGGGAAUAUUUUGGAAUAGUCAGGCAGGGCUGCUACGCCCCCUACUGGGAUUAAACUGGUUUAACUGGAAUUGGACUGGGUUGGCCAUAAACCCAGAAACUGGACGUUAGAUUUUGGUGCUGUAUGGAAAUAAUGGGACCUGGGACAGAAUUUGUCCUAUCUGCUUGGACCCACUUGUCAUUUUGCCUCUCCUCCCCUCUUGCUUCACAAUAAAGCACAGACAGAACAGAGGGGUUUAUGGGUAAACGCUCGUCUCGCUCCACUGUACACACUGCGGACCACUGAGGAGGCUGAUUGGUUGAUGCUCCUGUUGACCAACCAGAUGUGCAGAUAUGCACACAAGCCUUUUGUCAUUUUUGUUGUUGUUGUUUUGUUUUGUUUUGUUUUUUUCACAGGAUUCUUGAUUUUAGGUUUUACUGUAUAGGUAAUAUAUUCUGCAAAAUGAAAUAUAUUAACGACAUAAUUCAGUUUUUUUAGUGAGAACCAUUCGCUGAUAUUUACGUGCAAAAGUCAGAUAAAAAAUAUUUUUUGGGCACAAAAACAAUGAUUUAUAUUCUGGAUAUAUAUGUAUAUACUGGUAUGUUUUCAAUAUGCUCUGCUGCAAUGUAGUUUCACAAGUAAAAUAAUCUGAUGGUGAAAUUAUUUACAUUUUUUGCCAAAUAUUUUUUUUUAUAGAAAUCUCUUCAAUUGACUUAUUAAUUAAAUGAAAAUAUCACACU
Molecule: messenger RNA, 2627 nt
Organism: Larimichthys crocea (large yellow croaker)
Lineage: Eukaryota; Metazoa; Chordata; Actinopteri; Sciaenidae
Gene: efna4
Product: ephrin A4
Exons: 5
Coding region: 650-1258 (202 amino acids)
Biological process (GO): ephrin receptor signaling pathway; axon guidance
Cellular component (GO): plasma membrane
Molecular function (GO): ephrin receptor binding
Source: RefSeq, a predicted model, not a curated record